AGAGGGAGAGGGAGGAGAGAGGGAGAGAAGAGGGGAGGGAGGAGAGAGGAGGGAGAAGGGAGAAGGAGCGCAUCGCAUCGCAGGCGGAGCGCGUCUACAGUGGGACAGCCCCAGUGUUGGAGCCGCAGCGCCCGGACCCAGACCCAGAGCCGGGCUGAUCGGCGUCUGCAGCCGGCGGAGAGACUCGGCCUCCCGGGGGGUAGGGGGGUAGAGACACUCGGGGGCGGCUGCUCUCUGUCUCUCUGUGUGAGAGCGUUGUACCGGGUCGUGGAGACAGACAGAGAGAGAGCGAGUGCGAGUGUGAGUGAGCGCCGGGCUCGCUGGAUCCACGCUCCGCAUCAACAUGAGGAUCAACCCGGGAUUGUGUCCCCGCAGCGCGGCGCGAUUCCUGCUGCUCGCCGCUAUCCUACCAGUUUUCCAGGCGCAGACCGUGACAGUGGACGAGAGUUUGUCGGCGUUUAUCGGCACCAGCGUGGUCUUGCGAUGCACCUUCGUCAACAACGAUCCCUCCAUCAAAAUCACGCAGGUGACAUGGCAGAAGGCGACCAACGGAUCGAAGCAGAACAUCGCCAUCUACCACCCCACGAUGGGCGAGUCGGUCCUGCCUCCGUACAAGCACCGAGUCUCCUUCAGAAACCCCUCUCUCAGCGAUGCCACCAUUGAGAUGUCCAGGCUGGAGCUCAUGGACGAGGGAGUGUACAUCUGUGAGUUUGCCACCUUCCCAACCGGAAACCGAGAGAGCCAAGUCAACCUCACUGUCUUCGCCAGGCCAGUUAUUGACGCUGAGCUGAGCCCGCAUACCAUCACAGCGAGGGCAGACCACCCAAGGAAGAUGGUGGUAGCAACAUGUACCUCUGCCAAUGGGAAGCCACCAGGCAUCAUCUCCUGGGAGACCAAGGUCAAAGGGGAGAAUGUGGUCAAAGAAUCUCGGAACCAGAAUGGCACCAUCACGGUGACCAGCGAAUACUGGCUGGUGCCCUCGCGAGAAGCCCACAAACAGCCCCUGACCUGUGUGGUCAACUACCAGAUGGAUCGCACCACUAGAGCGCUGGUUCUAAACGUGCAGUAUGAACCGGAGGUUACGGUGGAAGGAUUUGAUGGGAAUUGGUACCUGAACAGGGAGAAUGUGAAGCUGACGUGUAAAGCAGAUGGGAAUCCACCGGCCAGUCACUAUCACUGGAAGAUGUUAAACGGGUCGCUGCCUGUAAACGUGGAACCACAGAACACCACCCUGCUCUUCAAAGGCACCGUGACCUACGACUUGGCCGGGACGUACGUGUGCGAGGCGACAAAUGCAAUCGGCACUCGGUCGGGGCUGGUUGAGGUCAAUGUCACAGACUCCCCUCAACCCCUACCAUCCAACAAAGUGGACAGAGCCAUAGAGACCGAGGGUCGGGAUGGCAGCAAGAGCGGAGUCAACAUGACGAUGAUUGGAGCCAUUGUGGGCGCUGGCGCGCUCCUCCUGUUGGUCGCCGUCAUCAUAGCGGUGGUGGUGGUGCGCAAGCGGCAGCGGACCUUCAAGGGGGACUACAACACCAAGAAGCACGUCUUUGGCAACGGUUACGGCAAGGCAGGCGCGCGGCCACCCGGCCCCCAGCAGCUCCCCUACCCCGAGUCUGACGAGGACCACAAGCUCUCCUCCAUGAACGUAAGUUACGAGAACGAGAGGAAAGUUGUGCGAGACGGCGCCGACUUCGAAACGGACUCCAAGCGCCCGUACUUCACGGUGGACGAGAGCGACACGCAGGAGGAACUGGACGAGCAGACCCUGAGCUUCCAGUAUCCGCCCGAUCUGACAGAGGACAUGGUCUCGCAGAAUGACGGCUCCAUCAUUUCAAAGAAAGAGUGGUAUGUCUAGAGUGGUCGAGCUGUGGUACGGGGCAUAAUUCAGAGUGUCCAAACUCUAGCCUGGGUGGUCCGCUGUAAAGAACUCUGCAACAGCUAAGGUCUUAACGAUUACAUUACUGUUUUUUUUUACAUUUCAUUCAACAACAACAACAACAACAAAAAAAAGUUCUAAAGACAAUGAUUUCAUAAACGUGACUUGUAUGUGCAUCACUAACGGGGAGAGGCCCACUCUUUGCCAGCUGGACUUGCUAAGAAAGCUGCUGCUUCACCACUAAACUCAACGGAUAACUAUUGUUAAACACUGGAAAGUCAGGCAGGCACGUCUGUGGCCGCAUUACCUUAACCCUCAUUAUAUUAGCCAUUAAUUUAUAACCACUAACAUGGACAUGACUAAAUAACUUGCUGUUGUCGGCCAGCCAGUGGUUACUGAACAUGGCGUGCAAUUAGCGAUGCAUAAAACUCCACUCAGUGGUGGGGAUGUGGGGAAAACUGAUGCUCACUAACUCUCCAGCUGGUAGCUUCUGCAACUGGAUGUUCCAUUAGCUGAAACCAGUCUCUAAAGGCCAAAUUUCUUUAAAUCGGACAUGACUCUUAACACCAUACACAGUCCUGUUGGGCACCUUAAGUGACUUGUAAAUUUUUUUUUUAAGGUCACAGAAUUGUCAAAAAAAAAUGCUUUCAAUUGCUUUGAAGCAAAAUGAAUUUGCCUGCAAGAAAAAAAAGUGAAUUUCAUUCAUUCCCCUCCUGAAUGGAGCCCUGGUUGCAUCAUCCGACAUUCCUGCAUGUGAGUUUGUGUUGCGUUAAGUGU
This is a messenger RNA of Amblyraja radiata (thorny skate), 2656 nucleotides long. RefSeq names its product nectin cell adhesion molecule 1b (gene nectin1b). The record is from RefSeq and is a predicted model, not a curated record. Gene Ontology annotation, biological process: homophilic cell-cell adhesion; heterophilic cell-cell adhesion; protein localization to cell junction. The coding region runs from base 344 to 1858 and encodes 504 amino acids. Lineage: Eukaryota; Metazoa; Chordata; Chondrichthyes; Rajiformes; Rajidae. Gene Ontology annotation, cellular component: adherens junction. The transcript has 6 exons.